Molecule: messenger RNA, 1812 nt
Organism: Argiope bruennichi
Lineage: Eukaryota; Metazoa; Arthropoda; Arachnida; Araneae; Araneidae
Exons: 3
Coding region: 1-1812 (603 amino acids)
Molecular function (GO): nucleic acid binding
Source: RefSeq, a predicted model, not a curated record
AUGCUGAUUUCGGUUGUUCCGGAGUUGGCCAGCGUUAACGGGAGCUCACAAGAGGCACGUCUUCACAGGUCAAAUCCCAAGCACAACAACCACCAACCUCAUGAAGACAUAAUAGAGGAAGUUCCUACCAACGAAAUGAACUCUUAUGGUAAUUAUUUACCUCACCGUGCAGUGAUAAAACUAAGCAGCAGCACUACUCCAAUUCGUCCGGUGUUUGACGCUUCAGCGAGAUUAGCAAAUUAUCCAUCUUUGAAUCAGUGCUUGGAAUGUGGUCCUAAUCUCAUUGAGCUUAUUCCAAAUAUUCUUCUUCGAUUCAGAGAGGGACAGCUUGGCGUUAUAGCUGACAUCAGGAAAGCUUUUCUGCAAAUUAGUAUUCGUAAAGAGGAUAGAGACUUCCUUCGGUUUUUGUGGUGGGAAAAUAGAGAAGAAAAGAAAUUGAGAGUUUUUCGUCACACAAGAGUUGUUUUUGGGGUAAAAUGUAGCCCUUUUCUUUUAGCUUCAGUAAUUGAGUACCAUAUUCAAAAAUGUGAAGGAUUUGAAAAAUCUUUGAAGAAAAGACUUUUGGAGAGUUUCUACAUUGAUAAUGUCGUUACUAGUGUCGACAGUAAAGACCAAUUAGAUCGAUUCAUUGACAAUUCUAAAACCUUGAUGGCAAAAGGUGGUUUUGAUCUUAGAGAAUGGGAAUGGUCUGGCGACUGUGAAACUAAUUCAAAGGAAGAAACUCAGGUAUUAGGUCUUAUUUGGAAUAAGAAAUUAGACACUUUGAAAAUUAACAUGAAAUGGCUGGAUGGCAUUAAUGUGGAAAAAGUAACUAAAAGGAGUAUGUUAUCUACACUACAUAAAGUAUUUGAUCCUUUUGGAUUCACUGCACCAGUGAUGCUCUGUCCAAAAAUAAUGCUACAAAAGGCAUGGACAUUAGGUACAAGUUGGGAUGAAGAAGUAACUGGUGAGCUUCGUAAAGAAUUUCUACAGUGGUUUCAAGAACUUAAGCAUUUGUCUGACAUACAGAUUCCUAGGUGUGUUCAAGCAUCUUCAAAAGAUAUAAGCAACUGCACUAUUCAUACGUUUGUUGAUGGAAGCAAAGAUGCAUAUGCUGCUGUUACAUUCCUUAGAAUAGAAAAUAAUGGUCGAAUCGAGCUAUUUCUACUUGCAGUGAAAUCUCGAGUGGCUCCUUUAAGAGGCACAACUAUCCCAAGAAUGGAACUUCUUGCGGCGGUGAUUGGAGCGAGGCUAGCGAAUUCAGUUUUUGAAGCUCUUGGUUGGAAAAAUGUUACGAUAUAUUACUGGAGUGAUUCUACAACAGUGCUUGCAUGGAUAUUACGAGAAGAAAAUUGGUCUGUCUUCGUUAGGAACAGAGUCCAAGAGAUAAGGAAGUUGAGUAAUCCUACAUCAUGGAGACACAUACCUGGUGAUAAGAAUCCGGCAGAUUUACCUUCCAGGGGCUGCAAGGCAAAACAUCUAGUCUCCCUAAGAUGGUGGGAGGGUCCACAAUGGAUGGAAAAUGCUUUUGAAUUUCAAAACAUUAUGGGUUCCACCAACCAUGAUUGGAAUGAAGAAGAGAUUAGAAAGGAAAAGUCUAAGACGACUUUUAUAUUAUCAAAUAAUGAAGCCUGUGGUGUUGCAAACUGGUACUACAGAUAUUUUUCGAACUAUGAUAGAAUAGUUCGUCUUGUUGCAUGGAUCCUCCGCUUCAUGAACAACUGCAAAAAUAUAACUGAGAAGAAGCAUGGAUGUCCCAUGGAGCCAAACAUCGUAUUGCAACGGAUUUCUCCGGAACGAAUUCUUGCCAGGAUGGUCGGUUGGUCAUUUUGA